UGGUUAUAUUUCCUUAUAAUUGAUAUUAUAAACAUGAAUGAUAAUAAUUAUUAUAAGAAAUGUUAAUAUUGUCAUAAUUAUAUAUAAAAAUAAAAACGUUGUUAAUUGUUUUUCUAAAUAAAGUAGUAGAGGUCCCAUCAGUGGAAACAGCGCCACUCUGUCAUUAGACUGCACUCAGUGGUCACAGCAGGUAUUACCUGCAGCUCCUGCGCUCCACAGACACGGACACUAAUUGCGCACGCGCAAUGAGAUGAAUGGCCGCUGCACCUGACGGCCCACCAGGAAGUGUGGCGGACAAAUCCUCGGCCGUUAAUCCCCGCUCGGUACGGUAACCGGAGGAGGCACCGACAGUAGCAUGCUCAGCGGGUCGGAGCGCUCAGUCUGACCGUCGGCAGUGUCUCCGCUCCGGGCUCGGCCUCCGGGAUCGCGCCGCUGCGCAGUGAGUGCAUGCAGGCAGAGCGCGCGGGGCUGUCCGUCUCCUCCCCCCGCCCGUCGGGCUCCAGAACCCCGCUGCUGCUGAGCUGAAGCUCCGUGAGGCUCCGUGAAGCUCCGGUUAACGUCCACCCUGACUGCAAUGGGAUGCUGCGGUAGCGCGGAGAGGACAAAGAGAGAAUGGAGACCGCUGGAGGACCGGAGCUGCACAGACCUGCCCUGGUUCCUGCUCUUCACCGUCUUCUGCGUCGGCAUGGGCAGCAUCUGCGGCUUCACCAUCGUCACCGGCGGCGCCGCUCGCCUCGUCUUUGGCUAUGACAGCUACGGCAACACCUGCGGUCAACGCAACGAGCAGAUCGAAGGCGUCCGGCUCAGCGGCCUCGACCACACCGACAGGAAGUUCGUCUUCUUCCUGGAUCCCUGUAACAUCGACAUCGUCCAGAGGAAGAUCAGGUCCAUGGCCCUCUGCGUGUCUCUGUGCCCCCCCGAGGAGCUGCAGACCUACCAGGACCUGAAGAGGUUCGCCAUGCUCAACGGGUCCGAGCUGUGUUCCUACGAGUUAGCAGGUCAUAAAUAUCCCGGCCUCCCUGAGAGGUUCUCCAAAUGUCCCAAACUUCCUGUUCCACCCAGUAAGCCGCUGCCGGUGUUCAACCGCUGCACUCCGCUGGAUGUUUCAUGUUACGCAAAGUUUGCGGAGGCCGUGGUGACGUUUGUUGGUGACAACAGCGUUCUGCACCGACUGAUCGCCGGCGUCGCCGCCAGUAAAGAGAUCAUCAUCGGACUGUGUGUCCUCGCUCUGGUCCUCUCUAUGAUCCUCAUGGUGAUCAUCCGUUACAUCUCGGCCGUCCUUGUCUGGAUCCUCACCUCGCUGGUCGUCCUCGGGUCCCUUGCGGGGACCAGCGUCCUCUGGUGGCUCUACAUCGACCACCGACUGUACGGAAACGACACCGUCACUAAAGGGAUGAAGGAGGCCAAGGAUGAGGCCAAGGAGGAGGUGGCGGUCAGCAGAGACAGCGGACAGGCACUGCUCGUCUACGCCGUUGCCGCCACUGUCUUCACCAUCAUCCUGCUGCUGCUGAUGCUCUUCAUGAGGAAACGAGUCGCUCUGACCAUCGCUCUGUUCCACGUGGCGGGGAAAGUCUUCAUCCACCUCCCCCUCCUCACCCUGCAGCCCUUCGUCACCUUCCUCGCCCUCCUGCUCUUCUGGAUCUACUGGAUCCUGGUCCUGCUCUUCCUGGGAACCACGGGGAACCCGGUCCAGAACGAGGAGACGGGUCUGACAGAGUUCAGACUGACGGGGCCUCUGCAGUACCUGACCUGGUACCACGCUGUGGGUCUAAUCUGGAUCACAGAGUUCAUUCUGGCCUGCCAGCAGAUGACUGUGGCCGGAGCCGUGGUCACGUACUACUUCACCAGGGACAAGAACCGACUCCCGGUGACCCCGAUCCUGUCGUCAGUCCUGAGGCUGGUCAGGUAUCACCUGGGCACCGUCGCUAAAGGAUCCUUCAUCAUCACGCUGGUCAAGAUCCCCCGACUCAUCCUCAUGUACAUCCACAACCAGCUCAAAGGAAAGGAGAAUGCGUGCGCUCGCUGUCUGCUGAAAACUUGUAUCUGCUGUCUGUGGUGUUUGGAGAAGUGCCUCAACUAUCUCAAUCAGAAUGCAUAUGCAGCCACAGCCAUCAACAGCACCAGUUUCUGCACAUCUGCACGAGACGCCUUCGUAAUCCUGGUGGAAAACGCUCUGCGCGUCGCCACAAUCAACGCUGUCGGAGACUUCGUGCUCUUCCUGGGGAAGAUCCUGAUCGUGACGACGACGGCGUUCGCCGGCGUCCUCCUCUUGAACUACCAGCGGGAUUACGCCGAGUGGCUGCUGCCUUUGAUCAUUGUGUGUCUCUUCUCCUUCCUGGUGGCUCACUGCUUCCUGUCCAUCUUUGAGAUCGUGGUGGAUGUCCUCUUCCUCUGCUUCGCCAUCGACACAAAGUACAACGACGGCACUCCGGGGAAGGAGUUCUUCAUGGACAAAGCUCUGAUGGAGUUCGUGGAAAGCAGCCGGCGGUUGGAGCGGGCGGUGGAGCGUGGGCGGAGCCGUGUGAAGGAGGCGGUGUCGGAGGGGGCGGAGAUGAAGCCCAUGGUGAGUGACAGCGGUGGAGGGGGCGUGGCCAGGCGGAAGAGCUCAUCGGAGGAGGCGGGGACAGGGCUGGAUGGGGGCGGCGGGGAGUGGGAGGAGCUUCAGGAGUUCCAAGUGUACUACCUGUUGGUGGGGGUGCUGGUGGACUGGGUGCUGACGGAGCAGAGUGGCUUCGUCCUCUGCCUCAGCGAGGACGUCGUCCUCUUCCUCUGCGUCUACCUGCCCACCUCCACCCUCUUCCUCUUUGUCAGCCUGCUGAACACGCCAAGCCCCACCCCCUCCGCCACUAAACCAGCCGCCGUUGCUGCCGUGUGCUAACAGACACAAACUAAUGCAUGCUAGCUCACACGUGCUAAUGGAUGCAUGCUAACUGACGCACACUGUCCAGAGCAUGCUAACCUACAUCAUCAUCAUCAUCAUCAUCAUCAUCAUCAUCAUCAUCACAGCUGCUUCUUCCUCAACAUCUGGAACUCUUCAUUCACUUUCUGUUUAUUUGUAAUUAAGUUUUUACUUUUGUAUCUUUUAUAUUUAAACGUUUUUUAAUGAUUUUUAAAGUUGGUGUGUGUGUGUGUGUGUGUGUGUGUGUGUCUGUGUGUGUGUGUGUGUGUGUGUGUGUGUGUGUCUGUGUGUGUG
Dicentrarchus labrax (European seabass) is the source of this 3193-nucleotide messenger RNA. It is a transcript of the gene slc44a1b, whose product is annotated as solute carrier family 44 member 1b. The transcript has 15 exons. NCBI's taxonomy places the organism in Eukaryota, Metazoa, Chordata, Actinopteri, Moronidae. Gene Ontology annotation, molecular function: transmembrane transporter activity. The record is from RefSeq and is a predicted model, not a curated record. The coding region runs from base 575 to 2878 and encodes 767 amino acids. Gene Ontology annotation, biological process: transmembrane transport. Gene Ontology annotation, cellular component: membrane.